Molecule: messenger RNA, 2323 nt
Organism: Guyanagaster necrorhizus
Lineage: Eukaryota; Fungi; Basidiomycota; Agaricomycetes; Agaricales; Physalacriaceae
Product: alpha/beta-hydrolase
Exons: 6
Coding region: 391-2100 (569 amino acids)
Source: RefSeq, a predicted model, not a curated record
UUUUUUUCGGAGCAUGAAGUACAAUAUAGGCUAUCACUGGCAGAAUCAGUCAUAAGACAUCCCAAAUAAGAUUGCGCCAAAUCGACUUGACUAAAAUUCAUCAAAAAUCAAUAUUAAUCGCGUCGCGGCCGGGUGUCGCCUUGUCGGGCCGGACAGUAAAAAAAAAAAAUAAUAAAUACUACCAGACAAGAUGAUGAUGAAAGUAAACUUAUGAAUCUUUUCCUUGUCAUUUUUUUUCGCAUCCAGGUCAACUUGGUGAACGGCCAGCCGCCAGCAGGACCGGUUGAAGCGACAGGCAAGUGGUUCGGUCGAGGCUAUUAAUUACAUCAGCAUCCGUCGUGGCAUCCAGAUCGCUCAACUGUCUUUCCUCUUUCCCCAACCAUCACGGUGAUGAGCAGCGUUUUCGUUCCAGUUCGCGUCGUUUCUCUCCUUAAAAGUCUUGUCAACGUUAUUUCCACUAUAUCUAUCUCAAAUCAGUAUUUGCUGAAACAAAGGGCCACAGCAGAGGACCAGGAGCCGCAAGAACCACCAGCGUCAUGGGUGUCGUUGGACUGGGAAUGGUGGAAGAGUGGUGACCGGUGGUACUGGAAUUUAGGGAGGCCAGAGACGGGUAUUCUUCACUCUAGAGCCUUUCAGUGGUCAUGGAAUUCUUUCACUUUGCCUUUGCUGCCGGAACUACGGACCAACCAAUCCUAUGAACCAGCUCAGAUGCCUCCGUCACGAAAAUUUCCUCCGGACCCCCCACCGGAAUCGGACGCGCUUUCCCGGGACACCAUUCACCAGCUAAUACGGAAUCCAACGCUGUACAAUCCCCUCAGAACUCCCCGAUAUCCCAUUGUUCUGUGCCAUGGUCUCUACGGUUUUGACGAACGUGGUCUAUCCUCCUUUCCCAGUAUGCGCAUGCAGUAUUGGUCAAAUGUUCUUCGAAUACUUCGGCGAACUGUUGGUGCAGAGGUCAUAGUCACUGCUGUGCCAAGCACCGGGUCAAUAGCUUCUCGCGCAGAAAGUCUAGACCGACAGCUAUGCGACAAGGUUCUGGGCCGUGGCAUCAACUUGCUUGCACACUCAAUGGGUGGUUUAGACUGCAGACAUCUUAUUACGCACGUCAAGCCGUCUGAAUAUACGCCUCUAUCGUUGACGACAGUGAGCACUCCACAUCGUGGUAGUCCAUUCAUGGAUUGGUGCGCAGAGAAUAUUGGCAUUGGAAGAUUGAUACAGCGCGAAGGGGAGCGUCUUGCGAAGACCAUCGAGCCUGCCGUACUGCCCGCGCCGCCAGAAGCCAGGGGCGCCAAACCGAACUCCAACCCUUUUUACUCGCUUUCUUUCUCCUCCCUCCCGUCAUCCUUCACCACGCUCCUUAUAUCUAUUCUGGAUUCUCCCGCAUAUUCGAACCUUACUUCAACGUAUCUCAAUACCGUGUUCAACCCGAGUACACCAAACAGUCCUGCAGUAAAGUACUUUAGUGUCGCUGGGCGGAUGCCGAACGUGAACCUCUGGCAUCCAUUCUGGUUACCCAAGAUGGUUCUAGAUGGCGUAGAAAAGAAGGAGAGAGAACGGCUGCGAGACGUCGGAGAGAACAUAUGCUCUCAGCUCGAAGAAUGGGGCCAUGAUGGCUUGGUUACAGUGCAAAGUGCAAAGUGGGGGGAAUUCCUGGGGGUCAUGGAGGGCGUAGAUCAUUGGGAGAUCCGAGGGGCUAGAGGAUUAGAUAUCGGCGGCGAUUUUUUCAGUUCCGAUGAAGGGGAAGAAGAGGGCCAGAGCAGGGACUGGGCAUGGCUAGCGAAGGCAUCUAGGAAGGAGAAGGCGGAUUUGCGAGUGGAGUCGGAGAAAACGCUCAAGACUAAGAUUACACGACAGCAGGAGAGGGAUUUGGAGCGGCAGAGGGAUGACGACGUUGUCAAAGCAUCCACGGACAAGCUUUCGGCGGUGUUUGACUGGAUUGUAGAGCAGGUACCAACUCCUUCGCCGUUGCUGAAGAAGGAUUGUGGCAGCGAGGUUUUGGAGAAGAAGGAGGUAAAGAUGCGGAAUGAUUUGGCGACCAAGAAGGAUCUGGAGAGGUUUUAUGUGGCGUUAUCGAGGAAGAUGUACGAUGAGGGACUGUGAAGUGAACAAGCUGAGUAGUAAUACAUAUCCGGCAAAUUAGUGCGUAAUAUCAUUUAAUGCGCAGUGAUGUAUCAAGCAUUCCCGAGUUAUAAACCAAACUAGAGGAGACAAUUAUGGUGGCUAUCAAUGCUAGAAAAGAGAGUUGGCGGCAUAUAUCCUAAAGUCAAGCCUAUUCCUCAGGUUCAAUGGUCGCUGAUUGCCGAUCAAGAUCUUAUCAAGUUGU